Messenger RNA from Diatraea saccharalis (sugarcane borer), 1566 nucleotides. The record is from the annotation of a GenBank genome assembly. Lineage: Eukaryota; Metazoa; Arthropoda; Insecta; Lepidoptera; Crambidae.
AUGUCUAAAAUUUGUGGAACAAGUGGGGGUAAAGGAAAUGUAGGUAUGUUUAUUGAAAGAGAUCAAAAUGUAUACGCAGCGGGCAUGCCAAGUUCACAGCCCACGAGUAGUGUAUCCAGCUGUCUUAAGCAUUAUUUAAUGGAAGAAGAAGUAAAUGCUCUGAUAAGCGAUUCUAUAAUGCCUUCAAGCAAACCACAAAAACUGCCACCCUUACGCCAUCUACCUCCUAAAGACAUGAGAAAUGCUGGACCAUUUAGUGAAGCUGCAACACUUAUCAAUCCACCUAACAAAACCAAAUUCCAAACUUUGGUUGAAGAUUUCAAAGAAACGUCAUAUACGUCAUAUUGGAAAAAAGCCGUUGGCAAAGUAUCAGAUCCUGUUCCAACUUUGCCUGCUGGAUUUGAUGUGAUGACAAUGUUAGGAAACAAAUUACCGCCUUCUGAACAGUUAUAUGAUGUUGUUAUGCCUAAAGUGCCUUUACCUGAUAAAACACCUAUAUCGAAGGAACCUGGACAAAAGACAAAUCGUAAUUACUGUCAACCAAGUUAUAAUCCAAACAUCACAUUCGGAAAAAAAGACAACGUUGAUCCGAGGGGUAUUUUAGUUAAAUGUUGUCUAUCAUACGAAAAUAAAUAUCAAGGGACUCAUUUGAAAAAACCUAUAAACACGAUUUUAUCUCAAUUUCAAAAUGAGACACAAGCUAAAUUAGCUAUUUCAUUAGAACCAAAUAAUAAUAUUACUUGCGUACCAAAAGGUCAUGCAUUUGGAAAACUUGAACCUCCUAGUAGCCACGUUGUAGAAUGCCUUACAACUUGCGAACUAAAUCCCGACCGCGAGUUAUAUUUAAAAUGUUUAGCUCAUCUAAACACUCUUCGAAAAUUUCUUUCUAAAAGAUUUGACAGCACAUUUUUUAAAAGGCUAUAUUUAAGUUUGAAGUAUGUUGACGAUAAGAAAACAGGAUGGCUCCCAAAAGAUAUUAUUUACAAAUAUUGUAAUGAUAAGUUGAUAAUUAUAAAUCCAAUAUUACUUGAACCACUACUUUCCUUGUGGAAUGCAUUUGACGGAUCUCAAAUUGAGUAUAAGAUCUUUGUUAAUAUUAUCAACUUCACACUGGUUAUACCUGAAUUACCAAAAAUAUGGGAUAUUCCCGAGACAUGUUUAGAUUUUAGGACAACAUAUAAGGAAAUGGUUAAACCUAGCCAAGAAGUUGAUAAACGGGGUAGGGCUGGUUUACCGUCAGGUAGGUAUUUUGAUAAGGAUAAUCCAGUAACACCCAAUGGGUAUUGUAAGGCAGAUAGGGCAUAUUUGCCAGAUGAAUCUGAUGCAAGAUCCUGCUUAAAUCCGAGUAUAAUGACUUUACUUGGGGUGAGUCACCGCGAUAUGUACGCUAAGCGUGAUCAAACAACAGUAAAAAGAGUUUUUGAAAGUGCCGGUGAGAAGUUUAAUGACAACCAAUUUGAUGCUAUAUGGAAUAACGCUAAAAAAUUUCACUCUCAAGGAUGGGUAUCUUUUGUAACCUUUCGUCGUAGUAUUGAAGAAAUUAUGCCCAAACACAUGAAGAUGUAG